UAUUGGUUUAGUGCAGUUUAUUUACCUUAUAGCGGCAUACAAUGCCGAUAAAUUUUAAUAUUGGCUUGCUCGGGCAUGUUGACAGCGGCAAGACCACCUUGGCCAAGGCCUUGAGUUCAAUGUCCAGCACGGCAGCCUUCGACAAGAAUCCGCAAUCAGUGGAGCGAGGAAUAACAUUGGAUUUGGGCUUUAGUGGACUUUUGGUGGAAGCUCCCGCACAUUUACCUCAAGAAGAAAAACUUCAGUUUACCUUUGUCGAUUGCCCAGGCCAUGCAAGUCUUAUACGCACUAUUAUAGGAGGUGCCCAGAUCAUUGAUCUGAUGCUCCUUGUGGUGGACGCCCAAAAAGGCAUCCAAACCCAAACAGCAGAGUGCCUGAUUAUCGGAGAGUUGCUGCAGAAGAAGCUGAUUGUGGUGAUCAACAAAAUAGAUGUCUAUCCAGCGGACCAGAGGACGUCCAAGCUGGAAAAGCUACGCUUGCGCAUUGCAAAGACUUUGGAAGCCACCACAUUCGGAAGUCAAGUGCCCAUCUAUGAUGUGUCUGCUUUGCAAGGAACACAUAUCUCGGAGUUGCAAGAAGCACUAAGGGAAGCCUACUUCCAGCCGCAAAGAAACCUAACCCAUCCGCUGUUCAUGUACGUUGAUCAUUGCUUCGGAAUAAAAGGACAGGGAACCGUCUGCACAGGCACUUUGCUCCAGGGAAAAGUGCAGGUAAACGAUGUGAUUGAACUGCCAGCUCUUGGAGAGCAAAGGAAAGUGAAAUCCAUGCAGAUGUUCCGCAAAAACGUGACCAGCGCCUCCAUGGGCGAUCGAAUUGGCCUUUGUGUAACACAAUUCAAUGCAAAGUUAUUGGAACGCGGAAUCAUUGCCCAACCGGGCUACCUGAAACCCAUCUACGCCGUGUGCCUACAGUUGAAACCAAUCCGUUACUACAAAGAAGCCAUAAAGUCUACGAGCAAGCUGCACAUCUCAGUAGGACACAACACAGUGAUGGCCAAUGUAACCUUGUUUCGGGAUACGGACAGCACAACAUCUACGUUUCACCUGGAGAAAGAGUACGAGUAUAUGGAGGACGUCCAGCCUGCGGAGGUUCAACAGUCUGACCUGAUCUACGCUUUGUUGCAAUUCGAAACCCCUGUGCUAGCUCCUCCACAUUCAACGCUAAUUGCCUCUAAGCUCGACAUGGAUGUUCAUAGUACAAGUUGUAGACUGGCAUUUUGGGGACGCAUUUCCUGGCAGACGCAAAGUUCUAAUUACAUGACAGAAGAGCUGCCAAAACUGAGGAUUUUCAAGCGGAAACAGAAAGUGGGAAGCAUUCAGCGUGUGGUCAAUGACAACGAAGUGAUAGUUCAGAACCUUUUCAAGAAGGAGGCCAAACGUGAUUUGUACGUCGGCAAGAAUGUGGAACUUUCCACGGGAGAGAAAGGUCGCAUUGAACGAACCUUUGGCCAGACUUCCAAGGUGGCCAUAACUUUUCAGGCCGCUCUGUCUCCUGAAACAUUAAACAAUGUAAAGAAUGUAAAGGUUUUGCUUAACUGCAAGAAGUAUGUGUUCAAUAAACAGGCUGGCCUGUUUCAAUGA
Messenger RNA from Drosophila teissieri, 1580 nucleotides. RefSeq names its product selenocysteine-specific elongation factor (gene eEFSec). Gene Ontology annotation, biological process: selenocysteine incorporation. Gene Ontology annotation, molecular function: GTP binding; translation elongation factor activity; GTPase activity. The record is from RefSeq and is a predicted model, not a curated record. The coding region runs from base 42 to 1580 and encodes 512 amino acids. NCBI's taxonomy places the organism in Eukaryota, Metazoa, Arthropoda, Insecta, Diptera, Drosophilidae. The transcript is spliced from 2 exons.